Messenger RNA from Conger conger (European conger), 6591 nucleotides. RefSeq names its product nck-associated protein 5-like. The transcript is spliced from 14 exons. Bases 659 to 4987 code for a protein of 1442 amino acids. Gene Ontology annotation, biological process: microtubule depolymerization; microtubule bundle formation. NCBI's taxonomy places the organism in Eukaryota, Metazoa, Chordata, Actinopteri, Anguilliformes, Congridae. The record is from RefSeq and is a predicted model, not a curated record. Gene Ontology annotation, cellular component: microtubule plus-end.
CUCUAAAAUAUUAGAACUCUUUCUAGAGGAAACGUGGACAUUGGAUGAAAAAGCUACAAUCCAAGUAGUUUUUUUAAAUGACAUGUGUGGACCACACAGAGAUUGGCUACUCCACUGAGGACGGGGCGGCGAGUGCAAUUUCAAGCAAUGACAUCACUUUUCCUGACGAGUGCUUCCAAACGCGGAAAGACAUCUGAGACGAUUUUCCCUGGAUGUCCGACGCAAAAAGGAAAUUCAGAUUUUUGAAUAGAAUUACCAACUUAUACAUAUUUUACAUGUGCCACAUUUGCUUAGAGAUUGCACGUAUUUUUGCACAAUUUUCGACGGACACCGACAAAUGAGCAGGCCGGCCGUCUUCCCUCCGAGCGUUCCCAGGGGUCCGCGUGUCCCCGCCUCCCCGUGAAGGCGGACCUCCCGUGAGUGGCGUCCGUGCGGCCGGAGGGGGACGAGAAUGGGACGCGCCUCCCAGGACGGAACCCGCACCCCGCUGCCCCUUCUGCUGGAGUCCGCCCUCCCCCGGAGCCUGAGGGCCACAUAGCCCCACCGCUGAGCGCAUCGAGGUUGUGGCCCCCUGUCGCACACUGCAGAGAGAGAGAGGUGGCUGAGAGGAGACUGACUGUUCUGUGCUGCGUGAAGAGGGCUGAACUCACAGGCGGUAAUGUCUGAAGAAGCAGAGCUGAGGGAGUGCGGUGAGGCCUUCGAGUCAGAAGAGGGCGACGUUGAGCCGGACCUGGAGGACGGGGAGAGCGGCAGGGAGCUCCUGGAGAGGCUGCGGGAGCUGGAGGCGGAGAACUCGGCCCUGGUCCUGGCCAACGAGAGCCAGAGAGAGGCGUACGAGAGGUGUCUCGAUGAGGUGGCCAACCAUGUGGUACAAGCCCUUCUGAACCAAAAGGACCUGAGGGAGGAGUGCAUUAAGCUGAAGAUGCGGGUGUUCGACCUGGAGAGGCAGAACAGGACCCUGACCGAGCUCUUCCACCAGAAGCUGCACUGCCAGCCCUCCCUGCAGCAGAUGCCGUUGGUGUCCUUCCCAGAGCACAGUGCAGGGCCUCCCCCCAUUGGCCAAGAUAAGCCAGCAGCAGUGCAGAGCGACGGGCAAGCCAAGAGCGGCGGGGAUCGCACCCGGAACGGCACAACGGGCACCCCGGCUCCACCGUCCUCCAUGGAGGCCCUGUCCCCCUUCUUUAAGAAGAAAGCACACAUCCUGGAGGUGCUCCGUAAGCUGGAGGAGUCCGACCCCCUGAAAUUCCCCCCGUCCACGGGCCUCCCCUCGUACCCGGACCUGGGCCCGGUUCUGGUCCCGGAGGAGGUCCCCCUGGCCCGCAGCUCCGCCUCCCCCCCGCCGCCGCCGCCGCCGCGCUGCCGGCACUCCUGCUCGGAUUCGGACCUCCACGAACACGUGAACGGGGAGGGGGCGCCGCUGCGCGAGGCCCCGGGGCUGGAGCGCGAGGGCUGCCCGUCCUGCCUGCCGCUGACGCGCAAGAGCCUGGAGAGCGUACUGAAGUGCGGCCGGGAGCCCGCCCGGCACGCCGCGGACUGGACCGCGCCGGCGGACUGGACCACGCCCGCGGACCGGCCCUGCGUACGCACCGCGCCCGAGGAGCACAAAGACCGUAAGCCCGCGGGUGCCGUCACUCAACCCUGCGCACACGCUAACCUGGGCCCCCCCCUCGCUGGGUCCCCAACUCUGGAGGAGCCUAAGAGCAUAAGCCCCCAGGAAGACAAGCGCUCUGAUGUCACAGACCUUCCUCUGAGCACAAAGUACACGGGCACCGUGGCCGACCAGAGCUUGAGCCCUGCCGAGCACCUGGAAGAGGCUGCUGAAGCAACCAACGUGGAAGAUGGCUCGUUCACCGCUACCUCUCGCGCUCCUGUGACGGGGAGCUCCCAGGUCGUGUACUCUGGGCAAGAUGGCGAGGACCAGGUAUGCAAUGGCCUUUGCUUCCCCUCCAACGAGACGCCAGUCUCCGGGAAGGCGGUCGAGAAGAACGCGACGGAGACGGAGCCUUCCACUGCUGGCAAAUCCAAACUCAGCCCCACUUCGCCGUCGUGCAUCGACGAGAUGAAGGCCUCCCCCAUCUCCUCCCCUUCCCGGCUGCUCAAGUUCCUGAAGAUACCGUCCAUAGGAGAGCGGGCGCAGGCCACCAACCCCCUCCGUCUCAGCCCCCAGCUCACCCGCAGUUCCAAGAUUCCCUGCCGCAACAACAACUAUGAGGUCUAUCACUCCCCCGUCCUGGCCCGCAAGGCCACCACCACCGAGAGGGACAGGCAGCCCCCGUCCUCCAAAGCCGACCCCUACCCGGCGACGCACUCCGCACCUACCUCCCCGCCGAAGCCUGAGGACGCCGGCUCGCCCAUCGCCCGGGAGGUUUCCUACAGCUGCCACUCCGCACCCAAGUCCAGCCGCGGCGCGAAACUCACCCCCUCGUCUCAAGCGCAGAGGGGCCUGCAGAAGGUGCCGCAUUAUGAGAACGUCUCUGACCUCUCCACCUCCUGCCCCAUGGAGGGGGCACCACCCCAGUUCCUUGAUCCGCUGAAAGGGCCCCACUUUCUGCCCUACCCUGAGAGCGAGGAUCCCAUAGACAGGCACACCAGCUUGUUGGAGGAAAAGAGCCUUGAUAGUCUGUCGCCUCCCACAGCCGACCCGCCUUGUGCGCAGGAUCAAGAGAGUGCCGUUUGGUACAAGCUCCAUCAUAGCUUGCCCUCCUCCUCAGCCUCCCUCAAAGCGCAGAGUAACCCCAAUUACUCCAGCAUGAGGGACAAACAGCAUGAUAGGGGUGCCCCUGACACCACCCAGCAGGGCUCCGAGCCUGUCCAAUCUCAAGCCAUCAUCAAGAGGAGCGAUCCACCCUCUGUUCCCAAAAAGCCAACCGCAGGGAAGUCCCCAGGCGAGUCCAGUCACCACCCUUUCAAGGAGCGCCUGGCCGCUCUCGGCAAGCUUAAGAGCUCUGAGGAUUUGCCCGUUGGCCCAAUGCCAGUGGACAGGAAGGACAUGCAGUGCGUGAGUAAAGUCACAUCAAGCAGCAGUGAGAAAAGCAAAACUGCAGAAAGGCAAGGUGACCGUGGUGAACACCGGCACUCAAAAUACACAGACUCCCUGGAUGGGAAGCCUUACCCCAAAGCCAACCUUGGUAGCUAUGCGGUAAAGUUCCCAGGACCCUGCGCACCUUAUGAACCAGGAGCCAAAUCCUCCACCAGUGGCUCCACUGUUCCUAAGGCAGAGCAGGCAGAGGCUUUUCCCCCAAGAGUAUAUGUAGCAAAGGCAGAGGGCACAAAGUACAAGAUAGGCUUGCCAUCCACCACCCCUGACCCCCCUCAAGUAUUGCGCAAUUACAUAAAAUGCACCACAGCUCAGAACCUCCCUUCCAACAGCAAAACGGCCCCCAGCCCUCAGAGCAGUCCCACGAAGGUCCCGUCCAAAUCCCCCUCCAAACCCGGCCAGGCUCCAUCUGGCGCCCGUGGGCCCAAACCCCUCCAGGAUGAACGCGCCUCCUCCGCUCAGAAGCCCUCCCCCCGGGCGGAGGACAAGGGCAAGCUGACGGCCGGCAAGAAGAAGAACUACGGGGAAAACCUCCCGCCCCCUCCGCCGAGGCCCCCCGAGGCCGGCGAGGAGAAGAAGCCGUACCCGCCUUGCCCCCAGUCUGCCAUCGAGCAGAAGGUGAUGAAGGGCAUCGAGGAGAACUUGCUGAAGCUACAGGAGCAGGACCGGGGCCAGGCGGCCGAGGUCAAGCAGAAGGCCUCCAACGGCAUCGCCAGCUGGUUCGGCCUGCGGAAGAGCAAGCUGCCGGCACUCAGCCGCAAACCGGAGUCCAAGCUCAAGCUCAACAUGUCGUCUGCGGCCAAGGACCCCAAGGCCGCCACCAAGAAGAAGCUGGAGGUGGAGAGCCUCAACAUCUCCAAGCUGAUGGAGAAGGCGGAGGACCUGCGCAAGGCCUUGGAGGAGGAGCGGGCCUAUGUCAACGGGGUGGCCCUGGACCGGCCCGGCAGGGGCCACAGCUGUGAGGUGGUGAUGGACCAGGCCCAGGGCCAGCUGUCUGUCAUGUACCGGGGUGUGGCCUCUGACAACUUCAUGCAGCAGCUGCUGAACCGGGUGGAUGAGAGGGACCCAGCCAGCUUUGGUCUGGCACACCGACGCCUCUCCUUCGACUCCAAAAAGUCCCGGCCUGUCAUCAGCUAUCAAAGGAACGGCAUCAGCCACGCCCGCAGCCGGGAAGAGAUGGGAAAGGGUUCGGACCUGGUCGGCAAAGAGGACAUUGCUUCAGAUGAGAGGUUGGCCGAGUCCAUGGGCUCACAGCACUUUGCAGGUUCAGGUGCCUCCAUGCGCACCCUUGACAGUGGCAUAGGCACCUUCCCACUGCCGGACUAUGUCAUCGGUGCAGCGGGCAAAAGUAUCCCCAAGGCAAGGCCACAGGGGGAGCAGGAAUCUGCGUCCCACGGGAAACCGGGGCCGGUGACGAAGGUUCCACGCAAGGCCCGCACGCUGGAGAGGGAGCUGUCCUCCCUGGAGGAGGUGAACCCGUCAGCCCUGUACGCUGCCUCCCUGGAGGGCCGGGGGCUGCUGUCCAGCACCAUCCACGAAGACGUAGAUGCCUACGGCGCACACAUGCGCUCUCCGCCCUCCAAGAACUGGACCUUCCCCAACUUGAAGGCGUCCACGGGUCCUGCUGAGAUGUACCUGGGGGUCAAAGGAGAGGUGGAGCCGGCAGCACAGGGCAGUCCUUUCAGGCAGAGUCUGAAGCCGUGUGUCCCCAUGGCCCCCCGUGAGGUGGAACCCCCCGGCCUGGCCCUGCCUCCCCAGAUGGGGCUGAGCCGGCGGGGUAAAGGCCGGACCCCCAGCGCUUCGGAGGUGGGCAAGGAGGGCGGCCUGGAGCUGGUGAAGGAGCGGCCGGACGACAUCAUCUCCCCCAGCCGACCCCAGGCCCUGGAGACGCCCGAGUCCCUCAGCGACUCCCUGUACGACAGCCUCUCCUCCUGCGGCAGCCAGGGGUGAACGCUGGGGCAGCUGUCGCCCCCGUCCCUCUCCCUGACCUCCCCGUCCCUCCCCCUGCCUCCCCCGUCCCUCUGACGCCUCCCCUCCCCUCGGACUCUGUCGCCCCCCGCACACGCCCCACACCCCACCCCACACUCCCCGUGAGGUCCCAGCAGGUGUGCCCCAGAACUCCCCCCGGGGGGAGGACCACGCCCUGAUCUUUUCGAGUGUUGCCUGACCCGCGCGCGCAGGGGGGGGUGGGGGGGCGUGGCCAUAACCGAAUGGAGACACACAGAAUGGAGACACACACGUGCGGACGCCGCCUCCUCAUGCCCGGCAGGGACGUGAGACACGUAGACGGACUGAAGAUAUGCAUGGACAUACCCCCCCCCCCCCCCCCCUCCCUCCAGUUCUCACUGCAGCGCCUGUGGAUACGCUGCUGCCCCUCUGCUGCAGGCAGACGUGCACUUCCCCCGCCUCUCCCCCCCCAGCUCCUGUGUGCUGGACAGGCUCUGUUUACACACCCUGACAAGGCCGUCCCCCCCUGCAGGCCACUCUGACGCACACGAGACCCCUGUGCAGUCCCUUUCUCCAGAGCGGGAGAGCUCAUUUCUAUUACGUUAGCCUUCGCUGACGCAGUCCGGUUCAGAGGCAGUAUUUUUACGUCUUACCCCCCAGGAGCCAUCGGGGCCGUCUGUCGCCGAGUUGUCGCUGACCCACCGGAGCUAUCGAUCGGUUGCACUGGAGGCCUCUCACUGCCUGACGCAGGCCAGCAGUGCUGUCGCCAGCCCCGGAUAAGAGCGCUGCUUUGCCUGAAAGCACAGGCGUGCUAAUUUGCUAAUUGGGGCCAGACCUAAUUAUCCCGUAUAAACCGCCAGAGUCAGAACGUGUAGCUAACGGUGUUCACGCCUAGCUGGGCAGCGCAGUCAUUUUCACAUAUCGCCCAUGAAUUGUGCUAAAUAACAGUGAUUUUAGCAUGAAUCUCCAUAUAAUCUGAUCCAUUCCCCUAAGUCCUUUUGCCAUCGUUUCUCUCAAGAGGGAAUGACUAUAGCACAAGCAUCAGGAUUUAUUUGUCCGUUGUAAGCUAGCACGCGAAAUGCACAAAUUUGGCGAGCGACUGCUCACAUAUUUUAAAAAAACAAGCAGUACAUUGGCUAGCCACUAGCGAAAGCUGUGCCAGAAAUGGUCGUCCCUAAAGCGAUUCCCUGGCCUGCAGUGUUUGAUCAACAGGUGGGAUUGCCGCCCCAGUUGAAACUGCCAUAUUAGAGUAGGAGUAAGUUCAGACUGCCAUUUUGAAUUGCGUUAGAGCUGCACAAAUGCGGGCCGGGUGGGUCAGCCCAAACCAGGCUUAUGAGUGCAGGAGACGGGUGCCAUGAAGAUGUGCUCUACCAUUUUGUUUAAUUUAUAUAUUUUUUAUUGGUAGGUAGCGUGAAAAUAUUUGCAAAAUAGGCUUCCAUUAAUUUGAUAUUUUUUAAUUGUUUUGAAAUGUGAAUGUCAUUGUUUUCCACUCAUUUUGCUUUGUUCAUUUUCUAAUUAUUAUUUUUUAACUUAAAAGAAAAAAAAAUGUUUUUGGUGCAUAGAAGCUGUGGCCGUGGUUCCACCAAAUAAAGGUGUUACUGUCUGCA